CCACUUUAAACCCCAUCGUCCUCGCCCGCCCACACCGUCGCUCUACGGCGAAUAUCCUCUCUCACCGUCAUUUCCUCGUAUAAAAUUCCCUCUACAUAUAUACCCACACCCCUAUGUAUGUAUCUUUUUAGGCGAAGAGAGAGAGAGAGAGAGAGAGAGAGAGAUACACAAUUACACACACCCAACCACCUAGUCACCUGGUAUGCCCCCCACUCCCAGACACAGAAAAGAAAGUAAAGUGCAAAGUUGUGGUCUUGAUGGGUUACCGGGUUAGGUUUUAGCCUUUCCUGUAUUCAUAUGCAUGAGAAUUGUGUGUGUGUGUGUAUGUACAGUCUAUUUUUAGUACUUGCAACCCGGAAUCUCUUUACUUUCGUCUCUCUUAUCUGAUAUCUCUUGCCAUCUCGCUUCUCUCGAGGUUCCUGCUUUAUUUUGUUUGUUUUCUAUCCGCACGGUUUCCCAGGCUCGAGUUCCCGUUGAAGUUUCAAACUCAAAGUCAUGGAAAGGCUCAAACUUUGGAAAGAUAUUUUUAGGGGUUUUCCGGAGUUUCUAUCUAAUUACUGAACAGUGUUUGGGUGCUUGGUACAUAAUUUUUCUUGGUUGAUUAAUCAAUCGGUGGAAAAAAUUUCCCCCCUUUUCUCGUCUGGUGAUUCUGGAUAUGGGUAUUCGAGUUUUUUAUUCUAUUAGGAAUCUAUUUGGUAAGCUGAGAAGGUAGUAGUACCGAUUUAUCGGGUAUGGAAAGAAUGGAUUUUGGCCAAUAAUUUGGGUUUGGGAGAGUUGGGCGGGGUUUUAAUUUUUUGGUAUGUGGUGUUGAGUAUGAGGGAGUCUGGGAUAAUCUAAUUAGGCUUUCGGACGAUGAGUUGCGGCAGUGAGAAGAACAGAGGAGGAGAAGAGGAAGGAGAAUAUGACAGGAGUUUUGGUGCACGGGUAUCUGUUGAUGGGUUAUCUUUGAAUGGAUCGAUCAUAGCUUCCCAGCAACUGUGUAUUGAUGAGAGAGUUCUGGUUGACCCAAGACUCAUCUUUAUUGGAUCAAAGAUUGGCGAAGGAGCUCAUGGGAAAGUCUACCAAGGAAGGUAUGGGGAUCAAAUUGUUGCGAUAAAAGUUCUUAAGCGUGGGGAUACUACCGAAGAAAGGGCUGCACUAGAAAGCCGUUUUGUGAGGGAAGUAGCAAUGAUGUCAAAGGUAAAGCAUGACAACCUUGUGAAGUUUAUUGGAGCUUGUAAGGAUCCUUUGAUGGUUAUUGUGACGGAGCUGCUACCAGGAAUGUCACUUCGAAAGUAUUUAAACAGUCUUCGGCCAGAAAAGCUGGACCUUCAUGUGGCAUUAAGCUUCGCUGUUGACAUUGCUAGAGCCCUGGAGUGUUUACAUGCUAAUGGGAUUAUACAUAGAGACCUUAAACCUGACAACUUGUUGCUCACAGCCAAUCAGAAGUCUGUAAAGCUUGCAGAUUUUGGGCUUGCAAGGGAAGAGACUCUCACUGAAAUGAUGACAGCGGAAACUGGGACAUACAGAUGGAUGGCACCCGAGCUGUACAGCACUGUGACUCUGCGUCAAGGGGAGAAAAAGCAUUACAAUAAUAAGGUUGAUGUAUAUAGCUUUGGGAUCGUCCUGUGGGAAUUGCUAACAAACCGCAUGCCAUUUGAGGGAAUGUCGAAUUUGCAGGCUGCUUAUGCUGCUGCGUUUAAGCAAGAGAGACCUGUUAUACUCCCGGAAGAGAUUUCACCUGAUUUGGCGUUCAUCAUGCAGUCAUCGUGGGUUGAGGACCCUAAUAUGCGGCCAAGCUUUAGUCAAAUUAUUCGGAUGCUCAACGAAUAUCUGCUCACGCUCCCAUCCCCGCCAACCCCAUCGCCAGCCCCAGACACCGCUGAGGAGGCAAUGGCUAGCAACGACUCCAUAGUGGAGUUCUCCUCAAGAGCAAAAGGAAAAUUCUCCUUUCUUCGCCAACUUUUCGCUGCAAAGAAGGCCAAAAACUCACAGUGAUCGAUCUGGAAAUAACCGCAAAAGGGCGCCCCUCUAUCCCGCCUUCCAGGCAUGGGCAGAUGCGAACGAAGCUUGGCAGCCGCCUUACAAUGGUGCAGGCAGGAGAUGAUGAAACAACAUAGCGCGGGAAGGCUAUGUUCUGGAGAAUCAUCGUAUUGACAAAUAAAAUGAUCUAAAGGAAAGGGUACCUUAAGAGAUGUUUUGUUUAGGUGACAACCUAAAUUGUAAAGGAACGUGUUCCAAAUGAUACUAUGUUCAUAUCCAAACUUUUGUCCUUUUUUAAUGUUGUUUCUUAUCCAU
Ipomoea nil (Japanese morning glory) is the source of this 2277-nucleotide messenger RNA. Its product is annotated as serine/threonine-protein kinase HT1. The record is from RefSeq and is a predicted model, not a curated record. Gene Ontology annotation, biological process: protein phosphorylation. Gene Ontology annotation, molecular function: ATP binding; protein kinase activity. Bases 853 to 1977 code for a protein of 374 amino acids. NCBI's taxonomy places the organism in Eukaryota, Viridiplantae, Streptophyta, Magnoliopsida, Solanales, Convolvulaceae. The transcript has 6 exons.